ACAAAUCAAUGUUGGGUGUUUUUAGGAAUGAAUUCUUAAGUGUAUCUUGUAGAGAGAUAAUGGUAGAGAGAGUGGAGAGCCCUCCAAGAGCUCUUUUGAAGAGCCAACCAAUGUACGUGCUCUUAGUACCAAAUGAGGUUGGUAUGAGUGGUUAAGGGCCUCUUGCUCCUUAACCAAGGUCUCGGGUUCGAGUCUUGGGAUUGGAAAAAAUCUCAACUGGGAGAGAUGCUGCCCAUCGAGUUAUCCAUGCAAACUCCCACGGGAGAUUAUCUCGCCAAAGACGGUGGGAACUCCUCACAGUAGAACCAAAAAAAUAAUAUUCGUAAGUUAGUUAAUGAUUGUAAUAUGUAAUGAAUCGUUAUUUAGUGAAAUCAAUUAUCAUUCCAACAACUACACCAACAAAAAGAAUUAAUGAACGUAGGACGACUCGAAUUUGACACAUUCAUGUUCUUAUUAAUGCAAUUGUACUCUAUUGUUUAUAUUUAGGCUCCGUUUGGUAUGACGUAAAAUGGUAAAACGUUAAUUUUUCCCCUUUCAAUCAUUUUACUUUGUUUGGUUGGGUAAGGGAUGGAAAACAAAUUUUCAUGACUCCCUCCAAGGUGGAAAAGGGAUCACAAGAGAACCUAUUGCCGUUGUGAGUCAAAUAUGUUUGCACCUCAGGCAUAUCACGAUAACCGGGUUUUGUCAGUUUUCUUAAACUAAAUGGCGACUCCUAACUUUUCCUACUUACCUCCUUACCCCUCUCCUUUCUUCCCCUCAAUCUUUACCAUCUUCUCCCAUUUUCCUUUAAGGUACCAAACAAAACAAAAUUAAUUUAAAUUGUGUUUACAAUGAAAACGUUUUACGUCCUACCAAACGGAGCAAAAUACGGCCCAACUAUAAUUGUGUAUCAAAUCAUCCUAAUGAGGCUUAUGGUUCAAGACUUCAAGACAGUCCAUGUUUAAUUUAAUUCUUUUUUUGGAAGGUUAUUUAAAUAUUUUCUUGAAAAAAAGUUGAAUAGAAAAUAAAACGGCAUCAGUUCCUUUUUCCAUGGCUUUGUUUCGAUUAAUAAGCUCAAGUAUUGUUCUGUAAUACUGAUUCAGGCGAUUAUAUUUUUACAGGGACUUUACAACGAUAUCUAAGAUAGAAGUAUGGCUCCAGCUGAAAAUCGAAAGAGAAGAGUAGCAUUUGUGCUGACUGAUGGCUUAGGAGACGUGUCUAUCCCAAAAUUCGGGUUUAAGACACCGUUGCAAGUGGCUAGAGUGCCCAAUCUGGACGCUAUUGCUUCAGCUGGAGUAAAUGGGCUCAUGGAUCCUGUUGAACCUGGUUUGGGUUGUGGGAGUGACACUGCCCAUCUUUCUUUAUUGGGAUAUGAUCCAAGGGUAUAUUACCGUGGAAGAGGUGCAUUUGAGUCAAUGGGUGCCGGAUUGGCUAUGUCACCUGGGGAUAUUGCAUUCAAGUCAAAUUUUGCAACCUUGGAUGAGAAAACAGGUGUCGUCACCAGUAGAAGGGCUGAUAGGCAUUUUGAAGAGGAGGGGCCUAUCCUUUGUGCUUCCUUGGAUAGGAUGAAACUUCCAUCCUUUCCCGAGUAUGAAGUUAGGGUCAGGUAUGCCACAGAGCACAGGUGUGGAGUGGUUGUGAAGGGACCUAAGUUAAGUGGGAAUAUUUCAGGAACUGACCCCUUGAAAGAUAACCGCUUACUUCUAGAAGCCAAGCCCUUGGAUGAUACUGAAGAAGCGAAACACACAGCUGUAGUUGUGAAUGAAGUAUCUAAGGAGAUUUCACGAAUACUUAUUUCACAUCCGCUGAAUGCUAAGAGAUUAGCAGAGGGAAAGAGCAUUGCUAAUGUUGUCCUGUUGCGAGGUUGUGGUAUCCGAAUCGAGGUACCACCAUUUGUAAAGCAGCACAACCUGCGACCGUGCAUGGUUGCUCCCACUAAGAUCAUUGCUGGUCUAGGGUUGUCUCUUGGCAUUGAUAUCCUUGAAGCUCCUGGGGCAACAGGAGACUAUCGAACCCUGCUAACUUCCAAAGCCACUGCAAUCGCCAGGGCUCUCUCAGCUCCUUUAAACUCUUGCCCAAAUGUUUUUGUCCCUGGAGGGGAUGAGCACAAACCUGGUUAUUCAGAUGGAUACGAUUUUGGGUUUCUGCAUAUUAAGGCAAUAGAUGAUGCGGGCCAUGAUAAAGCAAGUGUUUUGAAAGUCAAAGGAUUAGAAGCUGUUGAUAAAGCAAUAAGGCAGUUAGCUAAGCUCCUUUGGCAAGCUGAAUCAACAGGAAAGUUUGAAUACUUCCUUUGUGUAACCGGGGACCACUCUACACCAGUCGAAUAUGGGGACCACAGCUUUGAACCCGUUCCUUUCACAUUGUGUCGAUUGAGAGACUUUGUUGGUGCAAUAGGUGGUGAAUCAAUCCUGAUGGAAACUUCCCUCGAACCUUUCCCUCUUCCAACUGUGAAAGCAGGGGAGGAUCUAGCAGAAGAGUGCCUCCUAUGCGGUGAUGAAGUAACAAAGGCCUCAGUGAAGGCUUUUUGUUGUGAUUCGGUUUCUGAGUUGAGUGAGAUUGCUGCAGCAAGGGGUUGUCUUGGCCGUUUUCCUGGGAGUGAGAUGAUGGGAAUUAUCAAAGCGUUUCUCAAACUGAAAUCAUAAUCUUCUCUUACAGGAAGAAUAAGGUAAUUGGCUAAUUUCAGGGCACUGGUUGAAAUUCACUGAUAAUCAUGAUAUCGUGUUCUGCAAAUCGAAUAUUCCGCUUCUGAUGCUGUUGUACCAACCGCUUUCACAUCCUGAGGGUUAGAUACUGACUUUGAAGCUCCAAUACGUACAUACUGGCAUACUGCAUUCUCAUCCUCAGAGUUCAGAUACUUGUAUCCUUCUGGGAUUUCUUGUCAGAAGAAUCUGAUUUUCUUGUUCUUCUUCAUAAGAGAGUACAAACUUGAGUGUAUUACUACAUGUCAUACUGUUAUUUCUGGUUUUAAUAAAUAAAUUUAUAUCCCAAAAUGACACUGGAUUGAAAAUGUAUAUGCCUCACUUCUUUACUGUUGUAAAAGGUUUAAUUACAAAUUCUACAUGCUCCUUCCGUUA
Spinacia oleracea (spinach) is the source of this 3053-nucleotide messenger RNA. RefSeq lists its product as uncharacterized. The transcript is spliced from 6 exons. The coding region runs from base 1131 to 2621 and encodes 496 amino acids. Lineage: Eukaryota; Viridiplantae; Streptophyta; Magnoliopsida; Caryophyllales; Amaranthaceae. The record is from RefSeq and is a predicted model, not a curated record. Gene Ontology annotation, molecular function: metal ion binding; phosphoglycerate mutase activity.